Messenger RNA from Panicum hallii, 689 nucleotides. Its product is annotated as PIN2/TERF1-interacting telomerase inhibitor 1. Bases 124 to 468 code for a protein of 114 amino acids. Lineage: Eukaryota; Viridiplantae; Streptophyta; Magnoliopsida; Poales; Poaceae. Gene Ontology annotation, molecular function: nucleic acid binding. The record is from RefSeq and is a predicted model, not a curated record. The transcript is spliced from 4 exons.
GGGUCGCGGUCAAACGGGACACCGAGGCACCAACAAAAAUUUAAAAAAAAAGAAGGGGAGAGGGGAGCGGAGAGCGGCGCGGCGGCGGCCCGGGCGCCGGAAGGGAGGAGAGCAGAAGAGGCGAUGGCGGCCAUCGGCUCCUCCAACAUCGGAUUCCAGCUGCUCAAGAAGUCAGGUUGGAAGGAGGGCACCGGUCUCGGAGCGCAAGAGCAGGGAAGGUUGGAGCCUGUAGAGACUCGUGUUAAGAACAACAAGCGUGGUCUAGGUUCUAAAGAACCAAAACCAAAGCCAAAGGUGGAGGAUGAUGUUGAAAAAGAUCCCCAAAAGCCCAAGCAGGACAUGCAAUCAAAGAAAAGGGCAAAGCUAGCUGCAAAGAGGAUAAGGAAGAUGCAAGAAGAGGAGAAGCGAUUGCAAGAGAAGGAAUUGGAGAUGGCUUUCUUUAGGGAAUUUUGGCCUGAUAAUGUGUAAAGCAGAGCUACUGACCUUGACUGAUAAGGCGAAUGUACAGGUUAUUAAACGCAUAGUAUGUUUCGUCAUCCCAUUUAAUGUGAGCCAGUAUCCAAUUGUCAUUCAAUUCUCACUAAUAUGUGUUGCUGUAUUACAUGUGAUGGUUCUUGGAAAAUAUGAUUUGGGUUGUUUGUAAUAUCCAGUUUCGAUAUCCUUGGUGUAUUUUACGCCAUUUGAACUUA